CCUGAAAUGCACACCUUAUAGGAGGACGCUAAUUAUCUGAAUGGUUAUAGGCCAGAGAGCUUCGCAGCCAAAGGCUGGAGCUCAAAAUCAAGAUCAUGUCGCUGGUGGACAAGAGCAAUGAGGUGAGCAAGGCAAAGGUGGAGCUGGGAGCAUCGGCUGGCCCAAUGGUGAUGAAGGCGGACAUCCAGCACAUCGUCACAUCGUGGACUAGCAUCCCCGUGGAGAAGGUCUCCGUGGACGAGUCCAACCGGUCGUUCAAGAUGGAGGAGACCCUGCACGGGCGCGUCACCGGCCAGGACGAGGCCGUCAGGGCCAUAGGCUGCUCCUCUUCCUCUGUGCAACCCUCAUCUCCAGAGCCGCCGGCGCCAUGGGAGGGCUCCUCCUCCUAGCGCCGCGUGCCGGCCCGCCUGCGCGUGGAGGAAUCGUC
Molecule: messenger RNA, 427 nt
Organism: Triticum dicoccoides
Lineage: Eukaryota; Viridiplantae; Streptophyta; Magnoliopsida; Poales; Poaceae
Product: ATP-dependent Clp protease ATP-binding subunit ClpA homolog CD4A, chloroplastic-like
Exons: 1
Coding region: 96-389 (97 amino acids)
Biological process (GO): cellular response to heat
Cellular component (GO): cytoplasm
Molecular function (GO): ATP hydrolysis activity
Source: RefSeq, a predicted model, not a curated record